Molecule: messenger RNA, 2218 nt
Organism: Dicentrarchus labrax (European seabass)
Lineage: Eukaryota; Metazoa; Chordata; Actinopteri; Moronidae
Product: sodium- and chloride-dependent neutral and basic amino acid transporter B(0+)-like
Exons: 15
Coding region: 72-1904 (610 amino acids)
Biological process (GO): sodium ion transmembrane transport
Cellular component (GO): membrane
Molecular function (GO): L-proline transmembrane transporter activity
Source: RefSeq, a predicted model, not a curated record
UGAGUCUAUGUUUAGUGUGAGUUCAGACAAUUUGUUGGAGCCAUUUAAAUUUUCUUCUGCAGGAGAACAAAAUGUGGAACUAUGGCUCAACCAUUUCCAAGGAUCCUGCUGUUCUUGCUGAUCAGGACUCUCAUGUCGGUGACAGUGAUGAGAAGUUGGAGCGUGAACAGUGGACAAACAAGGCAGAGUACAUGCUCUCUAUGAUUGGUUAUGCCGUUGGCCUGGGAAAUAUCUGGAGAUUUCCAUAUCUAGCCUACAAGAAUGGAGGGGGUGCCUUUCUCAUUCCCUAUUUCUUGAUGUUGGUUUUCUGUGGAAUUCCCAUGUACUUCCUGGAAAACGCCAUCGGUCAGUUUUGCAGCCAAGGCCCAAUCAACAUGUGGAGAGCAGUGCCACUACUGCAGGGUGUUGGAUUUUCCAUGCUUAUGCUGAACGCGGUGGUGUCAGUUUACUAUAACGUCAUUGUCGCCUACAGUCUGUACUACAUGUUCGCCUCCUUCCAGUCGCCUCUACCGUGGUCCAGCUGCCUCAGUUGGGCAGACGGUAACUGCAGCAGCGUGCCUAAAGUGUAUUGUAAUGUAAGUGGUGUUGUAGUGGCCUGGACUCAGGGAAACAGCACGUGUCCUUCCUCCAACAUGAUCACAGUUCCAGUCCAGAGCCCGAGUGAGCAGUAUUGGAAUCGCGUGGCUCUGCAGAGAUCCAGUGGUCUAGAUGAAACAGGACCAGUAGUUUGGCACUUGGCCCUCUGCCUGCUGCUGAGCUCCAUGCUUGUUGCUGCAGCACUCAGCAAAGGCAUCAAGUCAUCAGGGAAAGUUGUGUAUUUCACAGCUACAUUUCCGUAUGUAGUGAUUCUGAUCCUGCUGAUCAGAGGUGUGACACUAGAGGGAGCUAGAGAUGGGAUUGAGUUCUUCAUUGGUUCCAAAUCCAAUUUGACUAAAUUGACUGAAGGACAGGUCUGGAAGGAUGCAGCAACUCAGACUUUUUUUUCUCUAUCCAUUGCUUCCGGUGGACUUUUGACUCUUGCUUCCUAUAGCAACUUCCACAGCAAUGUGUUCCUGGACUCAGUUAUUGUAACCACCAUCAACCAUGGUACCAGUGUGUUAGCAGGCUUGGCCAUCUUUUCAAUUCUGGGUCAUAUGGCUCACAUCUAUAGAAAGCCUAUUGCAUCAGUGGUGAAGGAAGGAUUUGGGCUGGCAUUCAUUGCAUAUCCAGAAGCUUUAGCUAAGCUUCCCAUUUCCACUUUCUGGUCCAUCCUGUUUUUUUUUAUGCUUACCAUAGUUGGCCUGGACUCUCAGUUUACACAAAUAGAGGUUAUCACCACCUGCCUGUAUGAUGCCUUCCCUGAAACCUUCAAAUCUAAACGGGCUUUAUUGACUAUAAUGACAUGUUCCAUCAUCUACUUCCUGGGCCUGCCGUGUGUCACAAGGGCAGGAAUAUACUGGGUAUCUUUAAUGGACCAGUUUGCUGCCGGCUGGGUGCUGCUUAUUUUGGCUCUCUUUGAGAUCACUGGCUUCUUCUACAUAUAUGGAGGGAACCGUUUUAUUAAAGACAUUGAGAUGAUGAUUGGAAAGAAGAGCUUUUGCUUCUGGCUGUGGUGGAGAUCAUGUUGGUUUUUCAUCUGCCCCGGCAUCACUGUAGUGACCCUGAUCUGGUCUCUGAUAACCUUUGUGCCCCCCACCUAUGGAAAGGUCCAGUACCCGGUAUGGGGCUUGGCUCUGGGCUGGUGCAUGGUUGCAUUCAUCCUCCUCUGGAUCCCUGUCGUCGCUGUGUAUAAGCUGAUGAGAGCAGAGGGAAGCGUCUGGAAGCGUCUGAAGUUGUUGUGUUCUCCCUCUGAACAAUGGCAUCCCUACCUGGACGUCCAUCGAGGAGAACGCUACUCAAAGACGAGUAUUGUCAAGAAAGAAUAGAAUAGCAAAUGUAAAUGCAACUUCAAGUUCAUGGCAUCAAUUUGAACACUAAUGUAUAUUGAUAUAUAUUGACUGUAGAUUAAUCAAAUAAGGUGAUCGUGACGCCCCUCCCACUGCCUUGGAGGCUGUCCUGGCCAACCUCAGCAGGCAAUUGGCUGAUAUGGCAGGGUCAUCAGCUGAUUAUGCUCACCUAAAUACUUGGGCUAUAAAAGCUGGCCCAUUUUUUCCUACAGCUGGCAUCCACUCUGCAUCUUUGUCGUUUGUCUUGUUUUAUGAUUUGUGUUAAUCUUAGUUUAAUAAAUUAACUUGUUUUA